GACCCCUUUUAUAUUUCAGAGAUAUUUAAUAUAAGAAGAAAAAAAAAGAAAGGAGACGCAACAAACUCCAAAGAAAAUAUAGAAAUCAAUCGUUAAACGCGAAGAGCAGGAACAACUGCGAGGGGCAAGCGAUUGUUGCCCAUUGAAGUAGAGAUUCGACACGAAUUUUGGAGUUAUCAAUCCCAAUAGAUUCUUUGAUUGCGACUAAGAAGAAUAUGGCGGUUUAUGAGCAAACCGGAAUAGAUACAUCGAAGAAGAGGAAGCCGAGGGCUCGAGCAGACGGUACAACGGUGGCUGAUAGGCUAAAGAAGUGGAGAGAGUACAACGAGACUGUUGAUGCUUCCUCCAUAGAAGAAGGAGAGAAACCAAGACGGAAGGUUCCUGCGAAAGGGUCAAAGAAAGGUUGUAUGAAAGGUAAAGGAGGACCAGACAAUUCUCACUGUAGUUUCAGAGGAGUUAGACAAAGGGUUUGGGGUAAAUGGGUUGCAGAGAUCCGGGAACCGAAUAGAGGAAGCAGGCUUUGGCUUGGCACUUUUCCUACCGCGGAAGAAGCUGCAUCUGCUUAUGAUGAAGCGGCUAAGGCUAUGUACGGUACAUUGGCUCGUCUUAACUUCCCUGAAUGUGUUGGCUCUGAGUUUACCAGUACGUCGAGCCACUCUGAGGUGUGUACGGUCGAGGAUAAGGCGGUUCUUGGUGGUGAGGUUUGUGUGAAGCAAGAGGAUGCUGAUUGUGAAUCUAAACCAUUUAGUCAAACACUAGAUGUUAAGGAAGAGUCUAGUGAAACCAGUAGGCUUGCGGAUGAACAUAGAGAUGCGAAUAGGAUGCUGAAUUACGAUUGGCUGAAUGAGUUUGAGCAGCAGUAUUUGAAGGAGAAAGAGAAACCAAAGGAGGAAGACAAAGAAGUGAUACAGCAGCUGGAGAAGCAGGAGACGGAUUUGCUUAGUGUUGCAGAUUAUGGUUGGCUUAAUGAUAUGGAAAAGGAGCAGGGUUUUUGGAAUUCGCAUGAAUUUUUUGAUGUUGAUGAACUCCUUGGCGAUAUGAAUGAAGGUAUGUUACCUGAUCCUAGUCCUAACCAAGACCAAAACCGGAUAUAUGAUUCGUAUCCGCUUCAGCUCGAGCCACACGAUGGUCACGAGUUCUUCGACUUGAGUUCUCUGGAUCUUUGAGACUUUUGAGGCGAUGAACAACAGAGUUUUUGGAUUUGAUCAUAGGACAUGAGGGUCACGAGUUCUUCGACUUUGAGUUCUCUGGAUCUUUGAGAGUUCUGAGGCAAUGAAUGGUCUACUACAGAGUCUUUGGAUUUGAUUAUAGCAGAAACAAGAAAUGGGUGUUGAUGAUCUGAACUCACAACGAGAAAUAUAGUACCUUUCUAGUCUUCUAAACUCUUUCCUUUUGAUCAUGUAUUGAGUUAAUAUAGAGAACAAUGGAGGUACUCUUUUUCUCCU
Eutrema salsugineum is the source of this 1445-nucleotide messenger RNA. Its product is annotated as dehydration-responsive element-binding protein 2B. Gene Ontology annotation, cellular component: nucleus. Gene Ontology annotation, molecular function: transcription cis-regulatory region binding; DNA-binding transcription factor activity. The record is from RefSeq and is a predicted model, not a curated record. The transcript is spliced from 2 exons. Bases 216 to 1166 code for a protein of 316 amino acids. Gene Ontology annotation, biological process: positive regulation of DNA-templated transcription; response to stress. Lineage: Eukaryota; Viridiplantae; Streptophyta; Magnoliopsida; Brassicales; Brassicaceae.